GAGAGUCGCCCUGCGCAUUCCCCGGUCCUGUAUCGGGUUCCUAGGCAACCGUGGAACACACGGAUUAAAUACGAAUGCAAAUCAUUUCGCAACGUGCAGAUAGAGAAGUUAUGUUAGUUAAAUUAUAGUGAAGACCUGCUUGGAAAUUAAAAGUAACAAACAUGGCAACUGGGUCUUUUCCUUUCAUAGAGAACGGCGAUCCUCGACUACAACUAACGUUGGAAAAUAGAAUAAGAAAUAUUUUUGAAACGCAGUUGGAAGAAACCAGACAUUCAGAAAAUGUCAACUACAUACCUGUCUUAACCGAGGCCCCUGGCAAAAUCUUAGAGACAGGGGUGAACACCUUGCAACGGACCCUGGUUCUGAAAAAGCAGGUUGAAUUGGACGAAGUGGACCGGCAGCUAUCAUUGAAACACCAAGAGUUUAAAAUCCUCAUUCAGACUCUGAGUCAGCGAAGCGCUGAACUGCUCCGGAAACACCAGGAGACUAAAGAAAAAGCGAAGAAGUUUGAAAAGUUUGUGGAGGAUAAUGAAGGGAAGCGACGGCGGGCUGUGAAGAAAUACCAAACGGCACGAGAACAAAAUACCCUGAAGAAGCGGGAAAUUGAAGACAUAGUCCAGCAGCUGCUGCAACUUAAAUUCAGGCAACAGGGAUUAAAAGGCAGAGUGGCCAAAUACAAAAUCUACGAGGACUACUUGAUGAAACUGCUGGACUAUCUCCCUGAAAGUUACCUGGACUAUGGGAACGAGUCUCCGAUCAUGCCGCUGAUUCAUCGCCACGAGACGCUGUCGGUCACCAAGCAGGAACUGGAGCAGCGGGGGGGGCAGCUGGUCCAGGAGCUGGAGCAGGGCCAGAGACACCUGGACCUUCAGAAGCAGCAGCGCAAGACGGACCAGCUGAUGAACAACAGGGCCCUGUCUGACCUCCAGGGUCAACUGGACAUGCUAAAAGAGCAGAAAAAGCAGCGGGAAAUGAACCUGCUCAUGGACCAAGGCCACCAGAGAGGCCAGGUGGAAGAAGUGGCGAGCCUGCUCAUUGCGGUCAGGAACCUAGGAGGGCAGUGCCAUUUAAAUACAUACGGACCGCUGGAGGACAUGGACUUGUUAAGAAUGAUGGACAUGGUCCAAGAAUACAUACUAGAGACCAGAGACACGGAGAGGAAAGCCACCAGACUGAUGCAGCAUGGGGGGGGGGCCAGUUGGACGGACUUAGCCGCCGCAUUCAGCCAAGGAGCUGCGCCCGCAGUCAAAAACAGCAGCAGCAAAACACUCAUUAAAAGUCCAAGCAAAUUCAGCCAGAAGAGUGGAAUAUCUAUAGUUCAUUAGACUCUUAUGGAGGGAAUCUAUAAGUUGAGUCGAGUAUUUAGGUUAUUCAGAUAACUUUAUUAAUCAUGGGGUAUUCUGUUUCUAUAACAAUUGCUUUGUUGAAGAUAUACACAAUACAAAUAUUCUAAGUACAAAUGAUGAAACACAAAAGGUAUGGUAAUACAAAUAUGGAAAUGUGUAAAUAAAUACAAAAAAUGUAUAUUAAUUAAGUAAACAUAAAAAAUAAAAAAUAAACUAUAUUAUGUGCACCUUUAGCUCCACAACCCCCCUUCAUACUUAUACCUAUCAUGCUGAUUUUUUUGAUAUAAUUUCUCCCAAAUUUCCCUACUCUGUCACACUUGAUGCAAGGACAAUCAUUUAUAUCUCCCCCUUAAUUUGCAAACUUUUAUGGAAUGACAAAACUCAAUUUAAAGUAAUGCUGUUCAUCACUUUUUACAAAUAACAUUGAAUGUUCUCCACAUACACAAACAUCUCAAUCAAAAAAUCGGUUUGAAAAUAACAAUUCUCUCGAAAGACUAUUCUUCCCAAACCUUCCCGAAAAUAAUUAAACCUUUACUCAAUCGAUAGCACCCAAACAUCCACACAAUCACCAAGAAUUAGACUUUUAAACCAAGAACACGUUAGCAACCAUCUAGAACUAGAGCAACCUGGAAGGUCCUAGGACCACUACAUAGAACAACCAACUAGCCAGAACACCCUAGCAACCCUCAAAAACACCCAAGAAGCCACCAUAAACCUACAGCACUACUUCAACCUACUCAACAUUUCCAAUAUACAAGGUAGUAACAUCGCUUUCAGCUAGCUAGCUGAAGACCAAAAUGUAUUGCUAUACCUAUAUUUGUAGGAGCACAUCUAGUUUAUAUUUUUGUAGUAUGUAAAAUAAUGUUUAUUCAUUUAUUUUAAACAUUAAUUUAACAUUCUAACAUCCGUGUACGUUUAUUGAUCAACAAUGAACAUCUUAAUGUAAACAUG
Molecule: messenger RNA, 2297 nt
Organism: Gadus morhua (Atlantic cod)
Lineage: Eukaryota; Metazoa; Chordata; Actinopteri; Gadiformes; Gadidae
Gene: ccdc197
Product: coiled-coil domain containing 197
Exons: 9
Coding region: 162-1325 (387 amino acids)
Source: RefSeq, a predicted model, not a curated record